Selaginella moellendorffii is the source of this 1509-nucleotide messenger RNA. RefSeq lists its product as uncharacterized. Gene Ontology annotation, cellular component: membrane. The transcript is spliced from 2 exons. Bases 346 to 1464 code for a protein of 372 amino acids. The record is from RefSeq and is a predicted model, not a curated record. Lineage: Eukaryota; Viridiplantae; Streptophyta; Lycopodiopsida; Selaginellales; Selaginellaceae. Gene Ontology annotation, molecular function: glycosyltransferase activity.
GCUGGAAUCACGAGAUGUCAAAAGAGAGGUAAAGCAGGGACUUAGCGCUAAGCUAGGAUACAAGGAGCGAUACUGGGCAAACCCAGCAGCGCAAGCAAUUCUCCAGGUUUCCUCGAUUUUUUUCUCUCGAGCGAGUGAGAGAAUGUGGAGCAGUGAUCCAGGAGCUCUUUCUCCCAGCGCCCUAUUUUUCGCAGUGGGUAUGAGCUGAAUUGGUGCUGAGAGCUGCAGAGAAAAAAAAAUAGUUUUGGUUCUUCUUCCAGUCCAUGACUCAAGAUUUAGCUGCGCCGGCAGUAGUGGUGUGAGAGGCUGCUGACUUCCAGAUUCCAGGGCGCCGCCACCGCCACCAUGAUCAAGUGGCCGCAAGGACUCGCAAAGUUCAUGCUACUAUGCAUCGCGCUCUUCACAGGUUUGCUCCUGGGGGUCCUGGCCAGCCUUCACAUGUCCGACUAUCUCAACCUCCGGCGUGGUUUUCUCUCGGCAAAUCCAGGCAGUGGCUGCUACACCUCCUCCUCCCCGAUCGACAGCUUGAAGUUCGCCAGGGAGUGGCUGUGGGGGGGAUUUCCCGUGAAGCACAACGUUUCCGAUCCGGAGCUCUUGUGGUUGGCUUCGUUGGCUCCACUGCGCCAGGGUCCGCCAGUGAAGAAGAUCCGCAAGGUGGCGUUUUUGUUCAUGACGAGGGGGCCUCUCCCUCUGGCCCCGCUGUGGGAGAUGUUCUUCCGGGGGAACGAAGGCCGCUACUCGAUCUACAUCCAUGCGCUGCCGGGCUUCGCCAUGGAUCUUCCGAAAACUUCGGUUUUCUAUGGUCGGCACAUUCCAAGCCAGGACACGCAGUGGGGAGAGAUCACAAUGUGUGACGCCGAGAGGCGGCUCGUAGCCAACGCUCUCCUCGACCACUCCAACCACAGGUUCGUGCUCCUCUCGGAGAGCUGCGCCCCGCUCCACAACUUCACCACUUUCUACCGCUACGUGAUCAACUCCCAGCACAGCUUCGUGGGAGUUUUCGACGAUCCGGGCCCGUUUGGACGCGGGCGAUACAGCACAAACAUGCUGCCCGAGGUCACGCUCGAGCAGUGGAGGAAAGGCUCGCAGUGGUUCGAGAUGGAGCGGAAGCUGGCGCUCCAUUUGGUGGCGGACAACAAGUACUAUCCAAAGUUUCGGGAUUUUUGCCGGCCCGCGUGCUACGUCGACGAGCACUACAUCCCGACGAUGCUGAGCAUCGAGUUUGGCUCCGCGCUGGCCAACCGGAGCUUGACGGCGGUGGAUUGGUCUCGGGGUGGCGCGCACCCGGCCAUGUUUGGCCGCGACGACGUGACUCCAGAGUUUUUGGACAGGUUCCGGCGCGCUGGAGAUUGCUCCUACAAUGGCCACACCGUCGGUACGUGCCUCUUCUUUGCGAGGAAGUUCUCGCCCAACGCCUUGGAACCGCUGCUCCGGCUUUUGAGAGAUCAAAUCUCUUCCAUUUGAGCUUCGCUCCUCGCAAAACUAAUCUUUUUCUUCACACUUUUCUUC